AAAAUACAUCAGUUGGUUUUCAUGUUGUUCUGCAUGAAUUAGUCACCAUAGUAACAAAAAAACCUUAAAAGUCCCAUACUUAGAUCGUAUUUUUUUAUAUUUUGCAUAAGUAACAAGGUCCAAUUUCGUUGCUAAGUCUGCUCAUCGGUGAAUUUAACAAGGUUUUAUGUUUACUUUUAUAUUUCAAAUAUUUCCCAUAAUUAUUUAUCAAUGUUUUUACUCUAAAUGACCGAAAGUUUAUAAAACAUUGUCCUUUUUAUAUUUCAGUACAAUUGAGAAUAUAAAAUAUGCCAUUGGUCAAGCACUUCAGUUGCGAGCCGAACUAAAUGCAAGAGAUGACAAAGUCAAGUCAUAUUUAGAAGAAGGUAAAAGAUUGAAAGCUUCAUUCAAACAACAUUUAAUGCAAUAUGAUAAGUCAAGAUAUGAAAAGUGCCAUCAGCCAUACGAAAUGUCUCAGUUAUAUUCGAAAACGGAAAUGGGAAAACAACAUGGAACUAAUAAUCCAACUGAUGAAAUACAAAUUUGUAAGAUCAGUGAACAGCAGAAAAAGUUACGGAAUAAUACCUUACAAAAUGUGAAUAUUACUGACAAGGAUUGUAUUAUAGAAAAAGUUGAACAACACAGUCGAAUUGCAACAGUUAGAUCAAUUUCCUCUGAUCUUCACCUUGAAUCUAUGAGGUUAAAUGCAAAUUACAGUCAAAAGUCAGAUUCAUCAUCUAUGGCAUUAAAUCAACCGGAUUUACAACGCGAGAGUCAUAUGAGCGAUGAAGAAGACCAAAUAAUAACAGAUCUUCAUUUACGUAUGACACGAUUAGUAACAUCAUGGUAUAAUUUGCACAAGAAAUGGCAUCAAAUAUAUGAACGACUAGAAUUACAACUUAGUAUUAAUGAAUUUGCAAGUAUCGCAGAUUCUUUGGAACAUUGGUUGGUACUUCAUUCAGCAGAAGUGGAAUGUUUAGAUAUGGGUGAUUCUAUCAAGGAAACACAAAUAUUAAUUGAUCGAUUAAAUGUUUUGGAACGGAAUACUUUGCCACAAAUCAGCAGAUAUGAAAAACUUAAACAACUUACAAAGUUUGAACUUGCUGAGAUCGAAGAAAAUAUGCUGAAUGUGCCAAUAAGUUGUGUGAAUAUUGUUCACAGUCCGGAUCUAGAAAAUAUACAAACACUUUUAAAAUACUAUGAAUUGAACGAAACAGAUGCAUCAAAUGAUUUUGAUGAUUCUAAGCAGAAUGUCGACACAAUGACAGAUGAGAAUUUAAAGGAUACUACUGAUUCACCUGAAGUUAGUUGGGAGGCGACAGAAGAUUCUAUAAGUGACUAUUUACUGAGAAAACACGAAUGGAUUAAUCAUAAUUGCAAAUCUCGUGAUCGUUCCUGGUAUGAACUAUAUAUGGUUUUAAAUACAUCAGUUAAACAGCUGUUAGCCUAUAAAAACAAAUCUGAUUACAAUGAAGAUAAUCCUCAAUCCAAUACAUUUCGUGGAGAGACUGGAUUAUUGGUGGGACAGAAUCUAUUAACUGCUUGUGAAACAAAGGAUUAUACGAAACGAUCCAAUACAUUUCGCAUUACAUCUACGGCUACCGGAGCUCGGUAUCUAUUCCAAGCUCAAACCAGUGAAAUUAUGAGAAAGUGGCUUGAUUUAAUUCAAAAUAUCAACCGGCAAACGAGAUCAACAUCAGGUCCAACCCUCAUCACUUUAUCGAGACCAUCUGAAGAAUUCCAGAAUCCUUUAGUCAUUGUAGAUAUGCAUGAAACAUUGACUACAUCGAAAAAAUUAACUUUAACACAAAUGUUUAGAUCAAAGACAACUAAUCAAAUAUCAUGCAUGCGAAGACAUAGUUCAACCCAGGAUAAUGAUCUUACAAAUAAUAUGUUGGCGAACACAGAGUCACCACAAAUUCGAAUGAAACGAUUUCCUUCAGUUCGUACAAUGAAAGUAUUUUCACCAAGACAAGUAGUACGUUGGCUGACAUUUAAAUAUUCUUCAUUUUCACCCUCCUGCUCCUCUUCCUCCGGUAUGAGUCAUCAAACGCCUAAAUUGAUUAGAAGUAGUACAUCACAUAAUAUGGAAUCUGAACAGUCUGGUCAACCAACUCCAUUACUACGCAAAAGUUUAACUUAUGGUUCCUUGCAUAAAAUUAGUCGAUUUUCUAUUACACCAAAGAGUCAUAAAGAUACAUGACAUGGAUAUCAUUAGAAUUGGUGUGUAAAAUACAUAUCGACUAUAACAUUUGAUUAUCGUUAAUGUCCCCCCCCCAUCAAAAAAAUGAUAAUUUUUAAUUUAGUUUAUAAGGUAUUAGCAACUAUUCAAUAAAGAGAAUACUUCAUUGAGCCUUUAAAUGUUUAGGUCUAUAUAUAUUCCAAUUAUGAACAAUAAACAAAUGAUUUAUAUUUACAUUUCAAUAAAAGUUAUUUCACAGUUAAAA
Messenger RNA from Schistosoma intercalatum, 2426 nucleotides. The record is from the annotation of a GenBank genome assembly. Lineage: Eukaryota; Metazoa; Platyhelminthes; Trematoda; Strigeidida; Schistosomatidae.